AUGGCGUUAAAGAAGUUUCUUCAGGAACUCAAGAGUAAAAUGGAAGAACGAAGGUUUCCUUACAUAACAUCAUCGAUCUUGUCUCUGGGGGCGGCAGUAGCCAUUCUUGGAAGGCCAGAUGGUUCGAAGGACCAGAGUAUCGUAGGGUAUAUUAGACGGUUCAAGAAAAAAGUAUACAGCUUUGCAAGAGAAAAAGACACGGGUAUCCCCAUUCUACCGCCACAGGAGCAGCCUAAACCAACCAUUAUAUUUGAUUGCGAGGAUUUUCUUGUGAAAAAGAAGUUUUCGUUUUUUAGCUUUGAUUUCCUGGUGACCAAAAGAGCAUUUACAGAUCUCUUUCUUUUCCACUCUGCCCAUCUAUACGAGCUAGUCCAUGCCUCAGAAUCACCAGUCAGCUUUAGUAGACAUCUACUGCAUAGAAUAGAUCCCUAUGGGUGCAUCUCCUACAAGGUCUAUUGUAAAGAUAAGAAAAUGUUUAGCAGCAAGCACCUAAACAGGCCCCUGGAAAAAGUUGUGGUAAUUUCAACAAGGGAGGACGAGUACCAUGAGGACUUUGACGACAACAUUCUGAAGCUCGAUAAAUGGCCAGGAAGCCCUGAAAGAGGGCUGUUGGACCUUCUGAACUUUCUCCACAACCUUUACUUUACCAGAAUAGAAGAUUUUAGGGGCACGUUAAAAUCGUAUCUUGGAAAGGACUUUUACAGUGCUUACGAAAGAGUUCAAAAGAAAAUAUUUGUACAAAGAAAUCUCUUCUCUUGGAAUGUAGAGAAAAGAUAUAGAGAAAGGAUCAACCGGAUCGAUGAGAAGAGGCAAAAAGACUUUGAGAGGGCAAAGGAGAUAAUGGACAGGGAUCUUCAGGGCAAAGAUGUGAAGGAGGAAGGCUCUAUCCUUGGAUAUGUAUUUGGUUUGGGCAUUAAGGCACUUAUUUAG
Molecule: messenger RNA, 930 nt
Organism: Encephalitozoon hellem ATCC 50504
Lineage: Eukaryota; Fungi; Microsporidia; Unikaryonidae
Product: putative TFIIF-interacting CTD phosphatase
Exons: 1
Coding region: 1-930 (309 amino acids)
Source: RefSeq, a predicted model, not a curated record